This is a messenger RNA of Aspergillus pseudonomiae, 957 nucleotides long. RefSeq lists its product as uncharacterized. The record is from RefSeq and is a predicted model, not a curated record. The transcript has 5 exons. Gene Ontology annotation, molecular function: metallopeptidase activity. Bases 1 to 957 code for a protein of 318 amino acids. NCBI's taxonomy places the organism in Eukaryota, Fungi, Ascomycota, Eurotiomycetes, Eurotiales, Aspergillaceae.
AUGGCCCUCAACGACUUGAUACAGAUUUUGAAGGAAAAGACUCAACCAGCGGAUUGGAGUCCGCACAAAUACACGACAUUGUAUCGGAAUCGCAAACUGUGGGGGAACUUCUUUGGGCUUCCAAUGCUCAAAAACAAUGAAGGGCAGCUCUCCAUCAAGAAAACGAUCAGUAACAUGGUUUUUGUGAGAGCUCUGUUUGCCACCAUCAAGAAUGGCUUAAAAAACUCCGGGGAGAAUUAUAAUCUCAUUGUCAAUUGUGACGAUGAUUGGCUUGUGUAUGAGAAGGAUCGCAUUGCCAAAGAUGGAACUAGGUACAGGAUGUACAAGGAUACCCGAGAGAAACAUAAAGGGAAGUCGGUAUAUUUACAGACGCCAACAGCCAAGUUGACAUGCAAUGAGGUUACGAAAGGCAGGGCGCGUACGUGGUCGAAGAACAUAGGAAUGCAAGACGAAUUGGUCGUCUGUCCAUUUGCGUGGAAAAGAUGGCUUGGUGAUGCCCCUCCAUAUUUAUCCGAUUUUGCAGGCACUCCGUUCUCAGGGAUAAAGGGCGAAACCCUGGAUAGAUUAAAAUAUCGUGCUGCUGGAAACACCUUGCUGCACGAGGCCCUCCACGCGCUUAAUCUCGUUGAAUAUGAUAUAAGUCAGCUUGCCACAUCGAGGAAUACUCUGCUGGAAACGAACAUAAUUAACCAAGAUUUAGGGGACCUAUCAGUACAGUAUGGAGGAAAGACCCAGGGUGCUUAUGGAGCAGAGGGUGUUCAGGCUCUCGCCAGAAAAGACCCCAAUAAGGUACUGCAUAAUGCAGACACCUAUGCUAUGUUUGCACUAGGCGUGUAUUAUGACAAGUGCAACUGGGCUAAUGCGCUGGGAAAAUGUCUCGACGAUAGUCCGGACACGAUAUGCCCGGAGGAUGAAAAGACCAAAGAGAGGAAUUGUAUUACUAUCGACUGGAACUAG